Messenger RNA from Vidua macroura (Pin-tailed whydah), 1656 nucleotides. RefSeq names its product heparan sulfate-glucosamine 3-sulfotransferase 6 (gene HS3ST6). Lineage: Eukaryota; Metazoa; Chordata; Aves; Passeriformes; Viduidae. Gene Ontology annotation, molecular function: [heparan sulfate]-glucosamine 3-sulfotransferase activity. The record is from RefSeq and is a predicted model, not a curated record. The coding region runs from base 1 to 972 and encodes 323 amino acids. The transcript has 2 exons.
AUGGGAUGUAGCGGGCGGCUGCUGGGACCCGCCGGGGGCCGCCGCCGCGCCUCGCUGCUCCUCACCAUGAUCCUCUUCUUCACCUACUUCUUCUCCUGCCUGCCCGGGCCCUGCGAGCCGCUGCCGCCCGCGCUGCUGCUGCCGCCGCCCGCCGCGCUGCCCGCGGGGCCGGGGGGCUCGGGGGGCGCGGGGGGCGGCAGCCGCCGCUUCCCCCAGGCCAUCAUCGUGGGCGUGAAGAAGGGCGGGACGCGGGCGCUGCUCGAGUUCCUGCGGGCGCACCCCGGGGUGCGGGCGGUGGGCGCCGAACCCCACUUCUUCGACAGGUGCUACGAGAAGGGGCUGCGCUGGUACAGGAGCCUGAUGCCACGGACCCUGGAGGGACAGAUCACCAUGGAGAAGACCCCCAGCUACUUUGUCACCAAGGAGGCCCCGCGGCGCAUCCACAACAUGUCCCGGGACACGAAGCUGAUCGUGGUGGUGCGCAACCCCGUCACCCGCGCCAUCUCGGACUACACACAGACCCUCUCCAAAAACCCCUCCAUCCCCAGCUUCCAGGCCCUGGCCUUCAAAAACCUCAGCACGGGACUGAUCGACACGAGCUGGAGCGCGGUCAGGAUCGGCAUCUACGCCAAGCACCUGGACAACUGGCUGCAGUACUUCCCCCUCUCCAAAUUCCUCUUCGUCAGCGGGGAGAGGCUGGUCAGCGACCCUGCCGGGGAGAUGGGCCGUGUCCAGGACUUCCUGGGGCUCCAGAGGGUGGUGACAGACAGACAUUUCUAUUUUAACGAGACCAAGGGCUUUCCCUGCCUGAAGAAGCCGGAGGGGGGGAGCAAACCCCGCUGCCUGGGGAAAUCCAAGGGGCGGCCGCACCCCAAAAUCGACGGGCAGGUGGUGCAGCGCCUGCGGGAGUUCUACAGACCCUUCAACAUGAAGUUUUACCAGAUGACAGGGCAGGAUUUUGGGUGGGACUGAGCCCAUCUCCAGGGCACGCUGCCGGGCUGGCACCUGGGCUGCCAGGCCCUGGGAUGCCCGUGGUCAUCAUUGUCCAGGGAUGCCCAUGGUCAUUGUGGUCAAGGGAUCCUCAUGGUCAUCAUGGUCAAGGGAUGCUCGUGGUCAGUGUGGUCAAGGGAUCCUCAUGGUCACUGUGGUCAAGGGAUCCUCAUGGUCAUCAUGGUCAAGGGAUGCCCGUGGUCAUCAUUGUCCAGGGAUGCCCAUGGUCAUUGUGGUCAAGGGAUCCUCAUGGUCAUUGUGGUCAAGGGAUGCCCGUGGUCAUCAUUGUCCAGGGAUGCCCGUGGUCAUUGUGGUCAAGGGAUCCUCAUGGUCAUUGUGGUCAAGGGAUGCCCGUGGUCAUCAUUGUCCAGGGAUGCCCGUGGUCAUUGUGGUCAAGGGAUCCUCAUGGUCAUCAUGGUCAAGGGAUGCCCGUGGUCAUUGUGGUCAAGGGAUCCUCAUGGUCAGUGUGGUCCAGAGAUGCCCAUGGUCAUCGUGGCCCAGGGAUGCCCGUGACCACCCCACCAGCACCCUCCUCCCUUUGUUCUAAUUUAUAUCGGACCUUUUCUGGCAAGAAACGGACUUUUCUGGAGUAGAGAGAAAUAUUUAAUAAAAGCACAGAUGAGCCCUCUCCCCUCCCUGAGCAGAUUAAAUAUUCUUCCAUAUAAA